Mytilus trossulus (common blue mussel) is the source of this 805-nucleotide messenger RNA. RefSeq lists its product as uncharacterized. The record is from RefSeq and is a predicted model, not a curated record. NCBI's taxonomy places the organism in Eukaryota, Metazoa, Mollusca, Bivalvia, Mytilida, Mytilidae. The coding region runs from base 77 to 379 and encodes 100 amino acids. The transcript is spliced from 2 exons.
AGGAACCACACACAACUGCCAUUGACUGUGGGGUCUUAUGUUUGCGUAGCAAAUAUAAAGACCAACUUCUUCAGGAAUGAAACCUACUUCAAUAGUCUCUCCAAUACAACAAUCACAACUGAAGAAGCUCCAGAUUGAAAUGCUAACAGUUGAAGGGUUUACCUUGCAAGAAGAAGAUGAUAUUCUAGUGUGUACAGAUGAGAGUGGAGAUAUAAAAAACUUUCUCUGCGCCAGGUAUCUUGUUGAGGCACUCUUCAUCUUGGAUGAGGAAGAAUAUAUUACCAUUAGUAUGUCCAACAUCCUACCAUCUUCUGUAAGGGCAGAGAUUGUACCAGGCACUUCAGAAGGAAAUAGAAUAAACAAUACAAGUCUUGUUUGAUAGAAUGUUUUUCCACAUAUAAUAAUGUAAAUGGGUAAUUAUCCAUUGGUUAUAUAAAUUGGUCAACAUAGAAACAUGUUUCCAACAUAGAUCUUAAAUAAUAAUCUUCGUAAAGAUAUUUUACCUGUCCAACUUGAUAAUGAUAAAUAUCAACAACUGCAGUCAAUGUCUUUUUAUUGCAAAUGUGGUUGAAACUCAGCAGACAAGUAAAAUACCAGCUAAAUGCCAUAUUCUGACCUAUCUGGCUUUUAAUUUAAUGCUUAAGAAAUUAAUUUAUUUUUGAUUUUGUCACUUUUCUUUAUUCAACUUUACAAACUAUUUAUCAUUUAACAUUCAACUUUAUAACCAGGGUUAAGUAUUGCACUUAAAAAGCUUAAUCCUUUGGAUAGCAUCACAUUUAUUGUUCUCGAGUUAUACCCAUUUUUA